Molecule: messenger RNA, 1881 nt
Organism: Oldenlandia corymbosa var. corymbosa
Lineage: Eukaryota; Viridiplantae; Streptophyta; Magnoliopsida; Gentianales; Rubiaceae
Source: the annotation of a GenBank genome assembly
CCUGGAUAUGGAUUGACGAUGCUGGUGAUGUCAGACGGUAUCACGAUAAUCAUGCUCCGCGAUUUUUUUAUUUUUUUUAAAAAAAUCUCACUCAACGUUCACUCAUUCUAAUUCAUCUUGUUUACAUUUACAGAACUGUAGGCAGUGAAUUUGCUGUUAAUGUGAUUAUGAGUACAUGCUUAAAUGACAAAAAAGGACCUGGUAAAUCCAAAAUAUCCGCUCCAAAUCCGGUCAUUAAAGAAAACCGCUCCAAACUCACAUUUCCCACGUCCCACACACGGACCGUUAAACAACAGUCGCCGCAGUAUCCGAGCUCCCCUCCAGACCUAUUUCCGUCUUUUCACUCUCCCCCCCCUCCCCCACAUAAAUCCUUCUUCCCUCUCUGGCAGAACUCACACACACAUACACAGACAGAAAUGGACGACGACAACGCGCCACCCUCUCCUCCUUCACUGAAAUCCAAAAUCAAGAAUUCACUCUGCUUCUCCUGCUGCUUCCGCCGCCGCCACCACUCCGACCACCGUCAAGUUCCGUGCUCGCCGUCGGAUGAGAAGCCCAAUUUGAUAUGGGUGAAGACAAACGCACCGCACGACUUGAAAGACGAAAUCAAAGACAAGUGCCUUGCGAUUCUGGGCCGGAUUGGGAAUAACGGAAGCGGCGGCGGCGGUGGUGGCCGGCACAAAAGACACUCUUCAACUGAGUUUAGAUACGACCCGUUGAGUUACGCGCUGAAUUUCGAAGAUGGGUUCGAUUAUGAUGAUGAUGAGUAUCCGUUGAGAAACUUCUCGGCAAGGCUACCGCCGCCCCCUUCUUCUCUGCCUGUUGAUCAACCGGCGGUGCCUCUUAGAGGAAUUACCGCUGUUUAAGUUAUGAACAGUUUGUCUUUUCUCCCUUGUUUUUGUUAUUUUAUCGAAUUUGUGUACAGAGGAAUGAAUUAGGCAGGGGUUAAAUGAAGGAGGAAAAUUAUUGUUUUAUUGUUUGUAUUUUGUCCAAUUUUGGUUGGUUUUUUGUUCAUAUUUUCUUCUUUUAGAAUUAUAGAAUGAAGUUUAAAGCCUAUUUCUUCUGUUACCACCGUAUUUGAGUGUUUUUGUCAGGGAUGUUUUUCUUUAGCAUUCAUUCAAUUCAAUUCAAUCCAAUUAUGCCCACUUUCACUUUGUACGGAAACCUGGAUACCAUAGGUUUGUUUCAUCACCAGUUCACAAACUGUAAGCAUUCAUUCAUUCAGCUAGUAUUACCUCACAAGAAUUACCUCAGUUGGUCGGAAUUAGUUGUCCAUUGAUCAUAAGUGUAGACUGUGGAGGAUAACAGUGUUGAGAAAAUGAUAUGAUGUUAGGAAAAUGUCCCUGUCAUCAUCUCCAGAAAAUGUCCCUGUGAUUAUCGGUGCCAAUUUGAAUUCAUCUUGUGAAACGAUUUUGUUUACAAAAUCCUGAACAUAUGUUUUUUGCUCUUUUUUGGGAUCGUUCUGAAAGUGCGGCAUAUUCAUCACUCACAAAAGGAAGAAAGCUACGUGAUCAUUGUCUUUAGUCUUUACGCCUCUUUUUAGUCUAACGUUAUCUUAUCAGCAGAAGGUUAUGAGUUUUUGGGUUUUGUCUUUUUGUACUUGCUAAUCCUAACACGAAAUUAAUGCAACCAAAAAAGAAAGAGAGGAAAUGACGUUGGCAAAAAUUGACGCUUUUUCCCUAAAAUGGUGAAAAAAAAGAGAAAGGAAUGCACAGAAACCGACAACAUUUACCCAUGUUGAUGAGUGGGAAAAAUAGCUUUGAAAAUCACAACCUUAACUUGGUCCAAGUAGGAGGAUUACAAUUUACAAAACUUGGGAAGUAGUAAUUUAGGGUCUGUUUGUUUCGUUUUUUCAUGGUUUUUUUCGGAUAUUAUCCUAAC